This is a messenger RNA of Vitis riparia (riverbank grape), 514 nucleotides long. Its product is annotated as auxin-responsive protein SAUR68-like. The transcript has a single exon. Bases 59 to 505 code for a protein of 148 amino acids. The record is from RefSeq and is a predicted model, not a curated record. Gene Ontology annotation, biological process: response to auxin. Lineage: Eukaryota; Viridiplantae; Streptophyta; Magnoliopsida; Vitales; Vitaceae.
UCAAAGUCUCCCUUCUUUGCUUCAUCAAAGCUCUCUAUAAUUUACCCAGAAAAUAAACAUGGUCAAUCCCAAGAAACUCAUCAAGAUGGCAAGGGAGUGGCAGAAGGUAGCUGCCAUCAGGAGGAAGAGAAUUUCUCUUCCAAGAACCCAUCAGGAUUUGGAUGCUGGCUAUUGUAGUACAUCGUCAGUUGCUGAUAAGGGCCAUUUUGUUGUCUACACAGCUGACCAACGACGAUUCAUGAUUCCGAUAGUUUAUCUCAACAGCGAGAUCUUCAGAGAACUCUUUGAGAUGUCUGAAGAGGAGUUUGGGCUGCCAAUUGACGGACCUAUCACACUUCCUUGUGACUCAUUCUUCAUGGAGUACAUCAUCUUUUUGGUCCAGAGAGGUGUAGCUAAAGAUCUGGAGAAAGCUUUGCUUACAUCAGUUGCUUACACUCAGUCCUCAUCUUCUUUCUUUUCCCACCAAGAACAGAUGAACUCGAGAUUACUUGUUUGUAGUUACUGAAUUAAUGAU